AAACAACUGACACUACAACAAACACCAACAUGAAGUUCCUUGUUGCUUUCGUCCUCGUGGUGGUAGCCAUGGUGUCUGCGGAAAACCCCCGAUCGUACAGGCCCGUAUCGGCCCGCCAAUCGACUGCGCCAUACGAAGGGAGCGGCUGGAGACCAUCGGGGGCAGAAUUCAACUUACCGCAAAGAUUGCAACAGCAAACCCAGGAACCACAAGCAACCGAAACAGAAGUAACCACCGAGCAAACGACGACUGUGGAACCCGAGGCCGAAAACAUCGAUGACGCCGAGCAGGAACCCGCUCAAGCCCCACAACCGGGUCCCUACUACGUGGUGGUGCCCCAAAGGGAAAAACUCAUCCUGGCUCCGCAAGGCCAGCGUUUGGUGGCCCUGGCAAACAGCAGACUGGCGGCUGAACCCAGGAAACUCCCCAUCCAAGCAAUCCCCACUUUCGCCAACAUCCAGGAGGUUCCCGAAGUGUACGAGGCCUUGCCUCUGGUGCAGGCAGUACCGAUAGCCUCGUCAGCGUACAGUUCUGCAGUUUACACGCCUUUCAGCCAGUCUUAUGUGCAGGUUUAUCAGUAGAAUGUGGAAUAAAUUAUUGUAAUAAAAACGAAUACCUUGUAAACUGACUUUUAAUUUCACCAUCACAAAAUAAAAU
Messenger RNA from Brassicogethes aeneus, 657 nucleotides. Lineage: Eukaryota; Metazoa; Arthropoda; Insecta; Coleoptera; Nitidulidae. The record is from the annotation of a GenBank genome assembly.